Molecule: messenger RNA, 474 nt
Organism: Laccaria bicolor S238N-H82
Lineage: Eukaryota; Fungi; Basidiomycota; Agaricomycetes; Agaricales; Hydnangiaceae
Exons: 4
Coding region: 1-474 (157 amino acids)
Source: RefSeq, a predicted model, not a curated record
AUGCAGAGUCCUCUAAAACUUCAGGGAGCAUCUCGCACUACAGGGGGAAUCCUUUGUGGUAACACCUAUGGAAACAUUGAAAACAUGGCAGAUUUAUUAGAGACAGAUAAUCAGGGACAGGGCAAAGUAUGGGGUCACGUCAAUAUCUAUGUUUCCAGUGAGAAUCCUGCCCUUGUUGAUCCCUCAUCGGCAAGGUCCGCUUUCUCUGCUGUCACACAAGUUGUACCACGACUUGGACCUGUUCUUGAAGAUGUAGCAGUCACAUUCUCACCUCUCAAAAAUUGUAAUUUACGGGUGUUUAGUCUGGAUAAUGAUGCAUGGGUUGUUCAAGGGCAGUAUAAUUCUGCAAUUCAAGGUGGUGGAGAUCAGGCUCAUUGGGUGUUUGGGGGCAACAAGUAUCAUUUAGUGAUUUUGACCCUUUCUCAGCCAAGCCUUCAACCACAGAUACUCCCACAGCAUAGGCUGCCUCAGUAA